GAGAGGUUUGAGUAAGGGGGAUGCAGGCGAGGUGAGGGUGAGUAAGAGAUGAGUCAACUGCCCUCAGCUAUAAGAGAAGCCCUGAUGGAGCCUGGGAGUGACACAUACACAACCCCUAAGAGGCGUGCCCGUGCUGUUCUUUAUAUAAACACAGAGAAACCACCAGGUUCUAGACGCAAACCUGCACACAUAUUGACACAGGUACACACGUUCAGGCACAUACACCCAUUCCUCCAGACUACAGAUAUGGACUGCUCCAUGGCCCUCCUGUUGUCCUGUCUGUUGGCUCUGUUCAGCGUGGGGGCGGGAGCUUCACUCUCGUUACAUGUAGUGAGGACCAAGGUCAAAGACCUUGCUCAAACCAUGGUGAUUAGGAUCAAAAAGCUGAAUAUAUCUCCUAACUUGAUCGAGGGUAUGGACCCAUUUCUCCCUGCGGCUGCAGUAGAUCAGCAUAUAGAAAGCCUGCCUUCCAUAGUGGAGACCAUGGGGUUCUACCAGGACCUACUGCUCGUCCUAGACUGGGCAGACCUCAAACAGCUGGUGGAAGACACCUCCACUAUGAGGGGUCUGCUGGAGAACUGGAUGAUAUCACGCUGCCCAGGCCGCCAACAGAAACAGACAGGAGAGGGAGGGCUGUCAGAGGCUCUGAAAGACACUACCAGGAAGUAUGGUCUGAGUGUGGGUCCAGUUGCGCUAAACAGACUCAAGGGCUACCUUGGUCGGUUACUACUGAACCUGGAUCAGCUGAAUUACUGUUACUAAUGUUGACAAUAACUGAGCAACUGAACUCAGAUCAGUUUGUGCCAUGCUGAACAACUGUUACUGACAGUGACUGUCACUGAGUAACUGAACUAUGAUCAACUCGUGAUCUGCUGAAAUCCUAGAAUGAGUUGAAGCAAGACUGGACAGUGGGGUCAUGGUGUCUGAAGAUUCUCCUAAAUGUAGGUCAUCCCACUGUCACCAUCUCCUGCUAAGUUAAGACAUUUUAUAUUGUAUUAUUUAGACAAGGACUGUAUCUUUAUUUAUAUUUAUUUCUAUCAAGAAGAGAAAAAAUAAGCAGCUUUGUUUUGUAGCAUUAUACACCCUUCAGUCAGUGGCACGGGGGAGGUGUUAACUAAGCAUUGAAUCAGCUGUAUUGCAGAAUGUACACACACACACACACACACACGUUGAGUAAUUUAUUUUUAUUUUUUUUACCUUUAUUUUCAAUGACGGCCUAGGAACAGUGGGUUAACUGCCUGUUCAGGGGCAGAACGACAGAUUUGUACCUUGUCGGCUCGGGGGUUUGAACUUGCAACCUUCCGGUUAAAUGCUGCCUGCUCCAGGGAGGACUAGACUGCAUGUGUGUAGUGAUGUCAUCAUACUCACAGAGAGGUUUUCCUGAAAGCUAAGACAGCCUCUGCCAGGAAACCAGAUGUUUUGAUGUUAGAGCAGUGACAGAGAGGGAAGGUGGGGGAGAGAGGGGGGGCGAGAUCAGUUCUCAAUGACAUUCCAAGAUGGAUUCUCAAUGACAAUGCUACAUUGCAUUCAGAUUGAAAUGCGUUGUAUAGAACACAUGAUUGUCUAUCCUGAAGAGCAGUGAGUCAUGUCAGCUCUAUUUCAUUACAAUUCUAUAUACAAGGUUCUGAAUAUGAUUCCUCAAUGAACACAUCCCAACUCAUUAUCUUCUUGACAGUAUAAGCACUUAUGCCAGCAACAUACCAUCAUACAUCCCACUGUUGGCUUGCCAAUGAAGCUAAGCAGGGUUGGUCCAGGUGGGUUGCUGGAUGAGAGACCAGAUGCUGCUGGAAGUGGUGUUGGAGGGCCAGUAGGAGGCACUCUUUCCUCUGAUCUGAAAAAAAGAUCCCAGGCCAGUGAUAGGGGACAUUGUCAUGUGUAGGGUGCCAUCUAUUGGAUGGGAUGUUAAACAGGUGUCCUGACUAUCUUUGGUCAGUAAUAGAUCCCAUAGCACUUACUGUAAGAGUAGGGGUCUUAACCCUGGGGUCCUGGCUAAAUUCCCAAUCUGGCUGUCUAAUAUGCCAUAUAAUCAUCCCCAGCUUCUAAUUGUCUCAUUCCUCUCCCCUAUAAUUAUUCCCCAGGUUGUUGCUGUAAAUGAGAAUGUGUGCUGAGUCAACUCACCUUGUCAAACAAAAUGAUUUAUACUGUACUAUAUUUUUGGUAAAUUUUAUGUAACUAUUUAAUCUUGGAUAAUAUGCAAAGUCUAUUUAAUAAAAUGGUUUCAUUUUCUAUUA
Molecule: messenger RNA, 2231 nt
Organism: Oncorhynchus gorbuscha (pink salmon)
Lineage: Eukaryota; Metazoa; Chordata; Actinopteri; Salmoniformes; Salmonidae
Exons: 3
Coding region: 49-762 (237 amino acids)
Biological process (GO): signal transduction
Cellular component (GO): extracellular region
Molecular function (GO): hormone activity
Source: RefSeq, a predicted model, not a curated record